Molecule: messenger RNA, 4612 nt
Organism: Strigops habroptila (Kakapo)
Lineage: Eukaryota; Metazoa; Chordata; Aves; Psittaciformes; Psittacidae
Gene: SETDB1
Product: SET domain bifurcated histone lysine methyltransferase 1
Exons: 23
Coding region: 241-4197 (1318 amino acids)
Biological process (GO): heterochromatin organization; negative regulation of gene expression
Cellular component (GO): nucleus
Molecular function (GO): zinc ion binding; histone H3K9 methyltransferase activity; DNA binding
Source: RefSeq, a predicted model, not a curated record
CCACGGGCCGGCGGGGGCCGCUGUUACCGGACGUGACGUCCCGCGGGUUCCGGUGUGGAGGGCGCCCCCCGCCCCCCCUUUCCCCUCAGGUCCCCUCCCGGGUCCCGCCGCAGCGACGGGAGCGGGCUCGCGCCCGCGUUCCUUCCCUCCUGGUGGCUCAGCACCACUCAGAGCUCAGGAGGGCAGCGCGGCGCCUCCAGGGCAGCGUGAGGCAGGGGGGUUCCUGUCGGGCCGGCGGGGAUGGAUUCCCAGGAGAUGAAGGAGCUGCAGCAGGAGGUGAUGGAGGAGCUGGGAAUCUCCAUGGAGGAGCUGCAGGAGCUCAUCGACAAGGAGCUGGAGCAGUGCGAGUGCGUGCGGCAGCGGAGGCAGCAGCUGGAGCAGCUCGAGAAGUGCGUGAGGCAGAAAGAAGAGGAGGUGGCUCGCGUGGACAGGCUCUUCGAUGAUGCUUCCAGAGCCAUUGACAAGUGUGAGAGCCUGGUGAAGGACCUGUAUUCCAAGCUGGGCCUGCAGUACCGGGAGAGCAGCUCCGAGGAUGAGGAGCUGGCUGCCAAAGCCAUGGAAGUCAUUGAGAUCCCGGAUGAGGACGACGACGAUGUCAUGAGCGUUGAUCCAGGCUGGAAGCACGACCCAGGCACUGGUAGCUCCAGAGUCACAAAGGAUCAGACUCUGCUGCAGGAAGCCGUGGCUGCCAUCAGGAAGUCUGCCCAGGAUGUGCAGAAGUUCGUGGAUGCUGUGAACAAGAAAACAAGUGCCCAGGACGCCCCGAAAGAUGCACAGAGCUCUCAGGAAGGUCCUGGCUCUGGCCAGCCCCUGGGCUCUGCAGCAGCAGGGGGGGAUCUCAGCUGUGAUGAAGAUCUCAACGUUGGCAUGAGGAUCCUGGGCAAGAAGAGAGCCAAGACAUGGCACAAGGGCACUCUGAUCGCCAUCCAGAGCGUGGGUGCUGGCAAGAAGUACAAAGUGAAGUUUGAUAACAAGGGGAAGAGUUUGCUCUCUGGCAACCACAUUGCUUAUGACUAUCACCCGCGGCCUGAGAAGCACUACGUCGGCAGCAGGGUCGUGGCCAAAUACAAAGAUGGGAACCAGGUCUGGCUCUACGCCGGCAUCGUGGCUGAGACCCCAAACGUGAAGAAUAAGGACAGGUUCCUCAUCUUCUUCGAUGAUGGUUACGCUUCGUAUGUCAAGGAGUGGGAGCUGUACCCAAUCUGCAGACCCUUGAAAAAGACCUGGGAAGACAUUGAGGAUGUUUCGUGCCGGGAUUUCAUCGAGGAGUACAUCACAGCCUACCCCAACCGCCCCAUGGUGCUGCUGAAGAGCGGGCAGCUCAUCAAAACAGAGUGGGAAGGGACCUGGUGGAAAUCCCGAGUGGAAGAAGUGGAUGGCAGCCUGGUCAAGAUCCUGUUCCUGGAUGACAAGCGCUGCGAGUGGAUUUACCGGGGCUCCACGCGCCUCGAGCCCAUGUUCAGCAUGAAAACCUCCACAGCCUCCACCCAGGAGAAGAAGCUGAGUGGACAAGCAAGAACUCGUCCCAAUGUGGGUGCUGUGAGGAGCAAAGGGCCCGUGGUCCAGUACACCCAGGAUCUAACGGGAGCUGGUACCCAGUACAAGCCUUUGGAGCAGAUGCAGGCAGCCUCACGAGCCCCACGCUCCGCUUCUCCACAGCCUGCUGAGAUGGAGAAAAGACCUGCUUGUUUUCUCAUGGAUGGGGCGCUGCUGCUCGUGCAUCUUGCAGAUCAGACCCUCAUACAAACAAUCAGGUGCUCGGACAGCCCGCUGGCCCAGGCCAGGAAGCAAGUGGCCAAGAAGAGCACCUCCUUCCGUCCCAGCUCCGUGGGCUCCGGGCAGUCCUCCCCUUCCCCGCCUGUCCUCGGUGACACCGCUGGGGCGGGCAGGAGCGCUGCGGCCCCGCAGCACCGCCUGCCCAGCAGCCAGGCGGGCAGCAGCGCCCUGCAGGCCUUCCAUGGCAUGAUGGACCGUGUGCCCAACGAGCCCUCGUACCGAGCGCCCCUGGAGAAGCUCUUCUACCUGCCCCACGUGUGCAGCUACACGUGCCUGUCGCGCGUGCGGCCGCUGCGCGGUGACCAGUACCGCAGCCGGAACCCGCUGCUCAUCCCGCUGCUCUACGACUUCCGCCGCAUGACGGCGCGGCGCCGCCUCAACCGCAAGAUGGGCUUCCACGUGCUCUACAAAACGCCAUGCGGGCUCUGCCUCCGGACCAUGCAGGAGAUCGAGCGCUACCUCUUCGAGACAGACUGCGACUUCUUGUUCCUGGAGAUGUUCUGCUUGGAUCCCUACGUGCUGGUGGAUCGCAAGUUCCAGCCCUACAAACCCUACUACUACAUCGCGGACAUCACCAAGGGCAGGGAGGACGUGCCCUUGUCCUGUGUCAAUGAGAUCGAUAACACCCCACCUCCUCAGGUGGCCUACAGCAAGGAGAGGAUCCCAGGCAAAGGGGUUUACAUCAACACCAGCUGGGAGUUCCUCGUGGGCUGUGACUGCAAAGACGGCUGCAGAGACAAAUCAAAAUGUGCCUGUCACCAGCUGACUGUCCAAGCGACUGGCUGCACCCCGGGGGGGCAGAUCAACCCCAGCUCUGGAUACCAGCACAAAAGGCUGGAAGAAUGUCUCCCAACAGGAGUUUACGAGUGCAACAAGAGGUGCAAGUGCAACGUUAACAUGUGCACCAACCGCUUGGUCCAACACGGCCUCCAGGUCCGGCUGCAGUUAUUCAAGACCCAGAACAAAGGUUGGGGCAUUCGCUGCCUCGAUGACAUUGCUAAAGGCUCCUUUGUCUGCAUCUAUGCAGGGAAGAUCCUCACGGAUGACUUUGCUGACAAAGAGGGGCUGGAGAUGGGGGACGAGUACUUUGCCAACCUGGAUCACAUCGAGAGCGUGGAGAACUUCAAGGAGGGCUACGAGAGCGACGCCAAGUGCUCCUCGGACAGCAGCGGGGUGGACCUGAAGGACGACGAGGAGGAGAACACGGGCACGGAGGAGCAGGAGGAGUCCAACGAGGACAGCUCCGACGACAACUUCUGCAAGGACGAGGACUUCAGCACGAGCUCGGUGUGGCGCAGCUACGCCACGCGCCGCCAGACGCGCGGCCAGAAGGAGAACGGCCUCUCGGAGACGGCCUCCAAGGACUCGGGGCUCACCCGGCAGCUGCACCCCGACGAGGCGGCCGUGGCUGCCUCCUGCAAGCUCCCGGUGUCCGAGGAGACCUCCAAGAACAAGGUGGUGUCGUGGCUGAGCUCCAACAGCAUGUCCGAUGGCUUCCAGGACAAUGACAGCACCUCCUCCUUCAAGAUGAGUGAAGGGGGGGAAGCCAAGGCCAGCAAAGGGGAGAUCCCAGGGGAGAGGGAGAAAACCUGUGCUGCUGCCCCGGGAGACGUGGAUCGGGAGCUGAAGGCAUCAAAGAAAGACGAACCUGAGGACGCAGCCAAAAUUCCCGGGCUGGCCGAGUUGGGAAGGAUGUAUGGAUACAACCCCAGCCCUCCCAAGCUGGAGGGGAUCCGGAGGCCGACGAGCAAGACCGCGCUGCUGCAGAGCAAACGGCUUUCUCUCGCCCCACAGCCCGCCACGGACGUGCACUCGGGAGCUGGGGGUCCCUUUGCACAGGACGUGCUGACCCUGUCGAGCAGCACUGACAGCGAGGGUGAGAACGGCCCCGCGGCGGCGGGACAGGCCCCGGGCACCGCCAACGACAGCGACGACAUCCAGACCAUUUCCUCGGGCUCCGAGGAGGAGGAGGGCGAUGAGAAGAAGAACCCUUCCUCGGGGUCAGGUCCCAUGAAGAGGCAGGUGGCUGUGAAAUCCACCCGGGGCUUUGCCCUCAAGUCCACCCAUGGCAUCGCCAUCAAAUCCACCACCAUGGCCGCCGAGAAGGGCGAGAGCGCGCCGGUGCGCAGGACCACGCGGCAGUUCUACGACGGGGAGGAGUCCUGCUACAUCAUCGAUGCCAAGCUCGAGGGGAACCUGGGCCGCUACCUCAACCAUAGCUGCAGCCCCAACCUCUUCGUGCAGAACGUCUUUGUGGACACCCACGACCUCCGCUUCCCCUGGGUCGCCUUCUUCGCCAGCAAGAGGAUUCGUGCAGGCACGGAGCUGACCUGGGAUUACAACUACGAAGUGGGCAGCGUGGAAGGCAAAGAGCUGCUGUGCUGCUGCGGGGCCAUCGAGUGCCGCGGGCGGCUGCUCUGAGCCCCCCUUCCCUGCCGAGGGUCCAGCAUUCCCAAGGGGCACCAUUCCCAAGCUGAGGAAGCGGCUUCGACUCUCCCAUCACUUGAAAACUCGGCUUUCAGGGAGCAGAUGGACACGGAACUGAAGCGGCCCCAGGGGGGAGCGAUGCCCACCCUGAGCCUCGGGAUGUGCUUUUGCACUGGUUUUCCAACGGGAAACGCUCGAGGGUGUGACUGAGCCGUGUCCAUCCCUGUGGCCUUGGGCCAGCAGGGUGGGGGGAGGCGGAUGGGAUGAGCCCAGUUUCACUGGACCACGCUGGGUUUCUGGGGGUGCUGUGACCCUCAGGUGCUGAACGUGCAUCUUCUGCAGCAGGGCCACAGUGUAAAGAACCUUUUCGUUGCUCAAGAGCAAUAAACCCCGGUUUUCUAUGGAAAAA